This is a messenger RNA of Pleurotus ostreatus (oyster mushroom), 852 nucleotides long. RefSeq lists its product as uncharacterized. The transcript has 3 exons. Lineage: Eukaryota; Fungi; Basidiomycota; Agaricomycetes; Agaricales; Pleurotaceae. The record is from RefSeq and is a predicted model, not a curated record. The coding region runs from base 1 to 852 and encodes 283 amino acids.
AUGGCUAUUUUCGUAACAGGCGGAGGCGGAAAGACCUCCAAGGCCGUAGCUUCGCAGCUCAAGGACGCCAGUAUCCCCUUCGUUGUUGGAUCGACUCGCGGGGUGCAGGCAUCCUCGCAGGGCAUUGACGCCGUCAAGUUCGAUUGGACUGACGAAUCAACCUACCCCAUCCCAUUCGAGCACGAGUUCUCCAAUGGCGAGAAAAUCACCGCCGUCUACAUCGUGGCUGGUCCCGUGGCAGAUCCAAGCCCUGCCAUCAACUCCUUCGUGGACUAUGCCAUGAAGGAGCACGGCGUGAAGCGGUUUGUAUUGUGUGGAGGAGAGACAUUGAAGAAAGGAGGUCCCUUCGUUGGUACCGUGUGGUCGCACUUGGAGGAGGUCGGCGCAGAGUAUUUGGUACUUCUGCCUACUUGGUUCCUCGAGAAUUAUUUGGACUGGUUCUACCUCCCCCUCAAGGACGAGAACAAAAUCUACACAUGCGCCGGGGAUGCGACUAUGGCUUUCGUUAGCUCGGAAGAUAUUGCGGCUUUGGCUAUCAAAGGACUCACCUCCGAGAAACCAUUCAACUGCGAUUUCACGGUCCACGGCCCAGAACUGGUAACCCACGAUCAGCUGGCAGAGAAAUUCAGUAAAGUCCUUGGGAGGAAGAUCGAGCACGUGAGGGUUACUCAGGAGAAAAGAGCGUCGAUGCUGGCGGAAGCUGGGUUUCCCGCCGCGUUCGCGCAGUUUAUCGCGCAUUUGGAGGCCAAUGUAUGGAAUAAAGAAGUGGAUGAAGCCACCGCGCGGGUUACUGGGAAGAAGUUGUUGACUUGUGAUGAGUUCAUCGCAAAGCAUAAGGCCGCUUGGUUGUAG